Gaeumannomyces tritici R3-111a-1 is the source of this 2549-nucleotide messenger RNA. RefSeq lists its product as hypothetical. The record is from RefSeq and is a predicted model, not a curated record. The coding region runs from base 894 to 2549 and encodes 551 amino acids. The transcript has 2 exons. Lineage: Eukaryota; Fungi; Ascomycota; Sordariomycetes; Magnaporthales; Magnaporthaceae.
UCGGAUCUGCCAUGUGCAGUAUUUCCUCAAGUGCUAUUGAGCUCAGAUUGCUUAGGGAUUAACCAGCAAAAACCGUCAAUUUUUUUGGGCAGUUUCGUUUGCCAAUUCUCUCUCCUAGGACGUAGCCUAGCUGGUUUGAUAAUUACCCAAAGGAACCUUAUAUUGCAGGCCGUCUUCGCUUGCGCAAAUCCGAUAAUCCCCCCUGUGUAGCACAGCGCGGUGGACCGCUUUCCCGUUGGAAGGGAGGCGCGGCGCGGCCAGAAAAGGUGGUGUGAUGCCCUGUUUCGCGGUGAUUUACCUUAAGCCGUCGCAAGAAGAAACAUCUGCUAAGCCACGUUUUACCCAUAGGUCGCCGGAUUCAUCCUGCGCAAUUUCUUUACGAGAUAUGUCAACUGUUUCCCCAGAAGACUCUGCCACGACCCCCAACAGCCCUUCGGCCGAAGCACUCCGAGCGAGCCUCGAACGAUGGAGAAAUUCGUACCGGAAUGAUGACCUGGACUGCUACCUCUUCGGUUCUGAAUGGCAUGAGUUCGAAAAGACAAAAUGGGCCGAGUACGAGCAACUCGAACUUUGCCGCCAACGCCUGUCGACCGCCCCUCUGCACUGGCAGGCCGGCAUGGAAGACGCUCGGAGACACAUGGACCUGUUGAGAAAGCGGAUAUACAGACCACUGGAGGGGAAACUUCUCAAAACCAGCCCACUGUACAUUCAGCUGGACCGCUACGUCAACAUGUAUUCUCCGGACAAGCCGUAUCCUUGGAACCUCAAAGAGUCCUGGAGCCUAAUGCUCUCGAGCUGGGUCAAAUUCCAGGAAUUACACGAUAACAACGACGCCUUCCGGUCCCUUCUAUCCCUUUGUCAGAGCAGCUCAUUUCGCCAUCUCCCUCUGGCCGAUGAUCAACCGGCGAUCCAUGCGGCCAAACUGGGCCGGCCGAGACGUCAAGCUCCGCGCCUCCGUCAGGGGCGCGUUCUACCCGAUGCCCAGCCAGCAGGGCGGGCCCGCGGUCCCGCCGCUAUCGGCGGAGGCGCUCAGCGAGAGCGCGACCAUCGAGGCCCGCCUGCGGCCGCCGCUGACGGCGGCGAACCUGAGGCGGCUCACCAACAUAAAGCUGAAGUGGGGGUCGUACCUCGACGAGCACCUGGUGCUGGUCCAGGGCACCGAACAAGCCCGGAGGUCUCGGCUGGGCACCGGAUCCAUCAGGACCUUGCUGCUCUUCAGCUACCACUGGUGGCUUAUAGAUGCGUACAACAUGGCCAAGGGGAGGCAGGGGCAGCCGGAGCCGGACGGGGGCCAGGACCCGGCGGCGCCGCCCGAGGAGGCCGCUGAUGGUGACACCAUGCAGGCGAAUGCCCCGGAACCAAAUACAGCACCGGCCACGAUACGGCCACGGCACAGACCACGGCCUGCCGCCGCCCCAGCCGUUGCCGAUGCUCAACCGGCCGAAGGGCCAGAGGCACACAUAGAGCUAGGGGACUUGCCUCAACGCGCGGCACCGGCGCCCAGUCCGGCCGCCGAGACGGCAGCUGUUGCUGUGAACCCGGCGAAUCCCGACUCCCCCGACAGUCACCCUCCACAGCCUGUCGCCCCAAGACCUCUGGGAACUGGUACCUUGUUCCCUGAGCAGAUCUUGAGUGCAGAAACCACCGCCACGGCUCCUCUGGCCCCUGGAGUGCCCGCCGUCGCUGUGGAUGAAACAGCCAAUAGGACUUACGCGCCUCGCGAGACACUGACAACUACUGUAAGCAUGCCUCCUCUCACGAGUACGCUGCAUGAAAGUCAAGCAGCCGACACCCAAGCGGCCGGCUCACCGCAGGAGGGACCCGCACCCACAACACCAAUAUCUCCCCCGGUCACCGGCGAUAGAGACGAGGAUAUCGCCGCAGAUGCCAUCAGCCAAGGGAACGCUGCCGCUGAUGGUGCCCAACCCGCCGCCCCCAUGGCCGCACCUCCCGUCCAGACCCAACAGCCCGCUGAUGGCUUGGGGAAAGCGCCAGAGAUACCGGCUACGACGCCAACGGCACCAACAACAGCAGGCAUACCGACAACGGCAGCAGCAGCGGCGACGACAACAACAACAGCGCCGGCAACAGCAGGUAGACAAACAACGACAGGGGCGACGCCGGCGGAAACACCGCCGCCCUUCUUCCCCAUGCCGCUCGAAGUGAUCGAGGAGACACUUAAAAGUCUCUACCUCCUCCUGCCUCCCGGCGACUACGACACGCAGCCCCUCCUGUCCAAAGAAACCCAGCUUGCAUUAUCAGACCGACGCGAUGCGGAUGACCACCCCGAGGACGUCGACUGGGAACCCCGGCGACGGCAGAAGCUCCGGUCCUUCACUUUCUACCACGACCGCCUGCUCGACCUGGCCUCCGAGUACCUGGACCCGCCGCGCAACUGGACCACCAUCUGGCGCGACAGCCGCAACACGGCGCAGUACUGGACCUUUUGGAUCGGGCUCGUCAUCUUCGUCGCCACCGUCGUGUUCGGGACCCUGGCGUCCGUUCUGGCGGGCGUCCAGCUCCACUAUGCACAGGGCCCUCCCAAGUAG